AUCAGUUUGGAAAUUCCUGGCGGCGGGGGCCAACGAUAUACCGAAGAAGAAUGAUCUUUCGCGCGCAGGAAGAAGCGACAUGAAUUCCACCUUCAAAGUAACUUAUAAUCUUGGAUUAAUCUGUAGAAUCAUUUGUUUAUUCCAGUUCAUUCAUUUUUUUCGUGGUUCUUAUGCCAAUGUUUCUACGAAUUGAUCGGGGGAGAAAGAAGAAAAGGAAAAUGCCGCAGAAGCUCCAAGCAAAGAAGAAUAAGAUGAAAUAAUUUAGAAAUUUUCACUUAUUCCAAGAGCGAAAUCCACCAGCGUUUUGUCCACUAGGAUUGAGAAGCUCAAUGACUUCCUACUGCAUGAUUAUUUGGGCAAUUAGGCAGUACUCGAUCGAUAUGAAACAAAAUCUGCUUGCCUUGGUUGAACAUAUUGGCAAUGGUGGCAAAUCUUCAGGGUUCCCAUAAACCCCUCGAUUUGGAGAAAAUCUUGGUAAAAUUCCUUUGCAUUAUUUGCCUCAUUAUGGUGCGUUGAUUGAAUGGUCAGAACAAUUUAAGUUAGAUCUCCAGAGUCCUAGGAUAGAAGCUCUAUCACUUGUUCUUUUUGGUAUGCCCUUGUGCUUUUCUUCAAUGAAAACUCGGUUUUUAAGUAAGAAACUAUACGUCCAUUGGUUAUGUUGGGCUCGUGUUCAUUGCCUCGUCUUUGACAUGUUCAUCACUUCACUUUGAUACUCUUUAGAUCUACUGCGCUCAACCUCUAGUCUCUAAACUUGAUAAGAGUUCAUGCGCUAUUGAGCCGCUUGCGCUUAUUUAUCUUUGCUUAUUUUUAAGUCUCUUGAGCCUUAUCACUUUUUAUUUUUUCUUUUGUUAGGCCCCCUAAGAAGACCCACAAAUUCUCUUUAUGGAAUAUUUUAGAUAUAUAGAUUUAGGAUUACCCAUCUUCUUGUCAUACUUGUACUCAAUUGGUAUGUACUCAAUUGGUACGAUUCGAGUAACGCAUCAUUCACGUUCUCUAUAGAAGAGAUUCAUAUAUAAAUUUUGCUUUCUUGAAAACUUCAUUUCUGAUUUAUUUUACAAACUAGUAGAGUUCCAAGUGGUUUUAGCACUUGUAUAUAUAAAUAAUUUUUCAUCUCUUUAAGGUUUUGUAGAAUAUACAGGCAUAUAUACAUACACAUACAUAGAUGCAGAUACAUACAUGUGUGUGUGGUUCUAAAGAUCUAAACAAACAAUUGAAAUAAAGCCGCAGAACAGAUUGAAGAUUAUGCUCUCAACAUUUAAAGGGCAAAAUUUAGGCAGGUCUUUUUUCUCUCUCUCUUUAAGCUGCAGAUUAGGUAUUGUAUGAAUGGGUUAUUUUGCAACAGAAACAGCGAGGUAUAUGGCCAACCAAAUAAGAGGAAGACAUGGUCAAAAUAACCUUAAAUAUAACAACGUUAAGAGCUUCAAAAUCACAACCCUUUUACGUGAAGGACAUGAACCUUACAAGGCUAGUCAGACCAGACAAAGGCUAAGGAGAGUUUGAGAUAUCCAAAAUACAUAAAUAAAUCACGAAAUCUCUCUCUCUCUCUCUCUCUUCUCUCUCUCUGUUUCAUUGAGGGACAUCAGAAAUCAGACAUUAUGGCAAAUUCAUCAUCAGGAAUGGCAGUGCACGAUGAGUGCAAGCUCAAGUUUUUGGAUCUGAAGACCAAGAGAAAAUACAGGUUCAUAGUGUUCAAGAUCGAUGAGAAGAUCCAGCAGGUCAUGGUAGAGAAGGUCGGUGGUCACGAUGAAACCUACGCGGAUUUCACCGCUUCCAUCCCUGCCAAUGAGUGCCGUUAUGCUGUCUUUGAUUUUGAUUUCACAACCGAUGAGAAUUGUCAGAAGAGCAAGAUUUACUUCAUUGCCUGGUCACCCGACACGUCGAAAAUAAGAAGUAAGAUGUUAUAUGCUAGCUCGAAGGAUAGAUUCAAGAGAGAGUUGGAUGGAAUUCAAGUUGAAUUACAGGCAACUGAUCCGAGUGAGAUGAGCUUUGACAUCAUCAAAGCAAGAGCUCUCUAAAUCCAUCCAACAAAAAUAAAAACUAUUUUCAUUCCAAUAAAAAGUUAUAUAUUAUUUUUA
Molecule: messenger RNA, 2075 nt
Organism: Cucurbita pepo subsp. pepo (vegetable marrow)
Lineage: Eukaryota; Viridiplantae; Streptophyta; Magnoliopsida; Cucurbitales; Cucurbitaceae
Source: RefSeq, a predicted model, not a curated record